Eublepharis macularius is the source of this 4884-nucleotide messenger RNA. RefSeq names its product transmembrane protein 30A (gene CDC50A). Bases 91 to 1245 code for a protein of 384 amino acids. Gene Ontology annotation, cellular component: plasma membrane; endoplasmic reticulum; Golgi apparatus. The record is from RefSeq and is a predicted model, not a curated record. The transcript is spliced from 7 exons. Gene Ontology annotation, biological process: phospholipid translocation. Lineage: Eukaryota; Metazoa; Chordata; Lepidosauria; Squamata; Eublepharidae.
GCUGUGGUGAGAAGGAAGGGGAACGUUGUUGCCGUUGCUGCCUCCUCUCUUCUCGCCUUCUUCCCUCUUCGCCCUCCCGGCGGGGGCUCCAUGGCGAUGAACUACAGCGCGAAAGAGGAGGCAGACGGGCACCAGGUGGUGGCCGCGAGUAGCAGCGGCGCGACCAGCGCCGGAGGAGGGGGGCUGUCUGGGGGCAACAGCGUGGGCGGGGGAGCCGUCAAGAGCCGCAAACCUGACAACACGGCCUUUAAGCAGCAGCGGCUGCCGGCUUGGCAGCCCAUCCUCACCGCCGGCACCGUCCUGCCCGCCUUCUUCGUCAUCGGCCUCAUCUUCAUCCCCAUCGGCAUCGGCAUCUUCGUCACCUCCAACAACAUCCGAGAGUACGAGAUUGAUUAUACAGGAACAGAGCCAGGUAGUCCUUGUAAUAAGUGCUUAAAUGUGUCCUGGAACAGUACUCCUUGCCAUUGCAUCAUUAACUUCACAUUGGAUCAACCUUUUGAGAGCAAUGUAUUUAUGUAUUAUGGACUGUCAAACUUCUAUCAGAAUCAUCGCCGCUAUGUGAAGUCUCGGGAUGAUAGCCAGCUAAACGGCAAUAAUAAUUCUUUAUUUAACCCCAGUAAGGAAUGUGAGCCUUACCGCACCAGUGAGGACAAUAAGCCCAUUGCUCCUUGUGGAGCUAUUGCCAACAGCAUGUUCAAUGAUACAUUAACAUUAUAUCAUAUUGAUCAAAAUGGAACACAUCUUAUUAAGCUGAAUAAAAAGGGUAUUGCUUGGUGGACCGACAAAUACGUGAAGUUUAGGAAUCCUGUUGGAGAUGAUGAUAACUUAACAGUACUUUUUCAUGGCACAGCAAAGCCUGUCAACUGGCGCAAACCAGUGUAUCAGUUGGAUUCAGACCCAGACAACAAUGGGUUCAUCAAUGAAGACUUCAUUGUGUGGAUGCGUACGGCAGCAUUGCCUACAUUUCGUAAGCUGUAUCGCCUCAUAGAGAGGAAGAACAGCUUGCUCCCUACUCUGCCUGCUGGAAAGUAUUCCUUAGAUAUAACAUACAAUUAUCCCGUGCAUAGCUUUGAUGGACGAAAACGGAUGAUUUUGAGCACAAUUUCAUGGAUGGGCGGCAAGAAUCCAUUUCUGGGAAUUGCCUACAUAACUGUUGGCUCCAUUUGCUUUUUUCUUGGAGUAGUGCUGCUAAUCAUUCAUCACAAAUAUGGAAAUCGGAACAAUAGUGCAGAUAUUCCCAAUUAAUCCCACCCUUCCAAAUCACAUGUACUGCAUGUGCAUCAAGGCCAGUCCAGAGUGGAUAUAGCUUUGAAAGCUUUAUCCCUGGUUGAAUGUUGCUUCUGACAUUGAACACAAGUAUUUCUUAAGCCUUUGUUUCCUUUACAGUGGAUUAACUUGAAGAUAACGGGUAUAAAAAUUAGCUGUAGCAAACUGUGCUGAUGACAAAGGAUUUUGGAGGUUUGCUUCUGACUGGACAGGUGCCAUGAUGCAUAUAUAGUCUCUUUUCACCUAGAGGAUCUGCUGCUUGUUGUGUGCUUUGUAAUAUGUCAAUACUGUGUAUAGGCUCUGCGGAGAGUGUGUGGUUGGUAUAGAGUAACUUGUUAAUAUUUUGAGGAGUCAAGGUAUGUCGGUGUUGCUUGAAGGAAAAGGGACCUCUCUAGUGUUCUGUCACACAACGCAUUAUGUGCAUGGGCUUUAUGUUCCCUGCUGAAAUGUUUACUAUAUUAAUCUUGUACAAUUUACUCUGUAUUGAGCCCAACUUCUGCUUGCAAAGUUCACAGUGUGUUCCAACAAGUAUGCCUGGCAUGUAAAGAAAUGUGACAAAAGCAUAUUUGUUGACCAUUAAUUUUAAAAACAGCUUUCCACAUGGAAUUAAUUGCAACAUUUAAAAAUUUUGCUUCAGUUUCGACAUGCAGUUCUGUCUUACGCACUUUGUGUAGUCUGAGCCUCUUAGCAUGCCUUCAGAAGAGAUUCUUUUUCCAGGUUAGGAAUGACAAGAGUGUCAGUACAGAAGCUUCAUUUCCUCAGGUUAGAAGCAGUGCUUUUAAGAAUACAUCAUAACCGUCUGCAUAUCCUUAAUUGGGAGGAAACCGUACUUCUACCCCAGAAGAUGUUUUCUCUCUUCUGAUCAAAUACACAAGAUCAUGAAAUGUAAAAACGUGAAAAGAACCCGGCUGGAUCAGACCAGUGGCCUAUCUAGUCCAGCAUCCUGUCUCACAUAAUGGCCAACCAGUUGACUCUGGAGGGCGAACAGCAUGGCAUAGAGGCCAAGGCCUUCUCCUGAUGUUGCCUCUUGGCACUGGUAGUCAGAGUUUACUGCCUCUGAAUGUGGAGCUUCCCUUUAGUGAUCAUGGCUAGUAACCACGGACAGACCUGUUCUCCAUGAAUCCUUUAAAGCCCUCUGUGCCUGUGGCCAUCACUAGAUCCUCUGGCAGCGACUUCCACAUCUUAAUCACUCAUUGUGUAAAGAAUAUUUCCUUUUGUCUGUCCUGAGCCUACUGCCCAUCAGCUUAAUGUUUGCCAUGAAACAUCUUAAAGUUGCAAUGGUAGUAUAAAUGAGGAAUUUCACCUCCUGCACAUUUUCAGUCAAGCCUGUCUCAACUGUAAGAACCCAUUCCAGUGAUUUUAAAUUAUACAUAUUGCAUCGCUCUGUAUAUGAGGUUAUAAGUGAAACUGGUUUGUUAAUCUGAAUAUUCCCUAUUGAAUAAAUGCUGCCAUUUGUUUAUGAAAUUAGAUGAUUGGCAAAAAUAUGUCUUCUCAAGCAGCUCAGUUUUAUGGCAGAAGUCAAGAAGAUUGCACUGGGAAAGGGUCCAUACAAAAGACCUCUAAAUAAACUGUAGUCCAGUGAAGCCUUGGAUCCUGGAAGUCUGUGCAGCGUCAUGUAUUAUAUAAUCUUUUGGGAACUGGUGAAAUACUGCCAAAAUCAAUAUGGAAACAAUUCCAUAUAAGAAGCUUCAAAGCUAUAAAACCUAGCUGGUGGAGUAGAAUGAUAUACAAAGUGCUGUAUCUAACUUUUCACAGCCCAUCUCUGUGCAGCUCACUUGCAGAAUUUGCUGUCAUAGGCAAAUGGUAAGCCAGUAUUACUAAGUUAAAAGUUACAUUCUUUAUGACAUUCGAGUGAAUAUAUCUCAUUUUCGUCAGGGAAUGCAUACUAAUUACAGGUUAGUAAUUAGUAUAAUUGUCAGAUGCUAAGAGAAUAAAUGAAGUGUUCUGCUGCACAGUUUUAGUAUUAAGUGACUAAACAUGAAGCACUUGAACUUUAUUUUUAACAUUCAUACCCCACCUCUUUAUAUAAAUGCUUAGCAGCUCACAACAUAAUAACACUAAAACAUCAAACAUGAUAAAACAUGGUAAAACAUGGUAAAAAAAGUAAAAAUGGAAAUGGCAGCACAAACAGGAUAAAAGAUACACAGUUAAAACAAUAAGAUUAAAAUUUAGGGCAGCUGUCUUUAAAAGGCCUAACUGCAGCAUAGCAGAGACCUGAGAAGUCCUCUUAAAAAUCAGUGCCAUAAAAACAAGAGAGCUAAUAUAACUUCACAAAUGGGAUUGAGUUCUUAAAAGGCUUGCGAAAAUAAAACUUUUCUUUGUAUCUGAACUAUUGUAAGUUCACUCCUAGUCAAGCUUUUGUGAGGAGGAAAUUUUCACAUCUUUGCAUCACUAUUGAAAAGCCUUUUGUGUGCUGACUCCCACCAACUUCUAAUAAUGGGGGCACACAAAAUAAGGCCUGUGGAGAUAAUUUCAAUUGUUGGAAAAGUCAUACAGUAGAGAUGAGCACGAACUGGAAAAAAAACUGAACUGUGUGGUUCGUCACAUUUCACAAACCACAAACUUUCAUGAACCUACCCUGAUUCGUGAACUGGUUCAUUUGGUUCGUGAAAACUUCAAAUGGUCACUUCUGGGUUAGCAGAAGGUCACUUCCAGGCCAGCAGAAGGCCACUUAUGGGUCAUCAGAAGGUCUGCAGAUAGUCCAUCCCCUGUUGCCUAGGAAACGGAUUGAUUGGCGCCAGGUUGUCUACAGUGACAAAGCAAAAGCGAACCAAACAAACCAGUCUCGUGGUUCGUGGUGGUUUGUCAGAAAUGGGCUCUGACGAUCCAGCACGGUUUGUCACAAACUUUGGUUUGUAUUUCGGUUCAUGCCCAUCUCUGUCAUACAGGCAAGGCAAUCUUUCAGGUACCCCAGGCCAGGUAGAGCUUCAUAGGUAAAAAUCAUCACUUUGAAUUGAACCUAGAAGUAAACCAUCUGAGCUCUGGGGAGAUAUAAUCCUUGUAACUUGUAUGUUUUAACAGCCUUGAAACAAUUGAAGCUUCUGAACAGUCUUCAUAGACUGCCCGUAUAGAACAUAUUGAAGUAGUCCAGUCUUAAAUAUAAUCAUGAUAGAUCACUAGCAAAAUUACCUGUCAAGGAAGGCACUGGACUAAUUCCACCUAAAUUAGUAGAAAUUAAUUUUCAUUUAAGUAGUCUGUUUUUGGCUGGGUUUGAUCAUUUUAUAAAACGCUAGGAAUCACAGCACACUUGCCCUCCCCCCCAGCCCCAACACCAGUAGCAUAACCAUAAUUUUAUUUUCCUUGAAAUCAGUGACGGUGAGGGGGAAUGUGCUCAUCCAUUCUUUGGCUUUAGCUUGACUUCAGGCCCUUUUCUAACCUCUUGGUAUAGAGUCAUGCUCAGUGAUGAUUUAUUGAUCAUUGCUGUAGAUCAGGAAGGACUACUGGAGUUCUCAGACACUUCUGUUGAAAAGCUGGGUGCUACUGCUUAUGAAUUUUGAAUUGUCUUAAGUGAUAAGUAAUAUUCACAUUCCGUAUGCAUGGCAAGGUAAAUUCUCAUUGUAUGUGAAAAUACAUUGGAAUAUUUUUUACUGUAUGCUAAGUAAACAUACGUUGCUCAGA